AUUUAACUCCCCCACUCCUCCCAUACCCUAAACCCCACAUCUCCACAAUUUCUCUCUACAAAUUCCGAUAAUGCCACCGACGCCGGAGCAACCGCAUCUCAACGGCGCCUAUUACGGCCCUUCGAUCCCCCCCAAAACCAAAUCCUCCAACCGUCCAAGCCGCCGCCGCGGCGGCGGUGGCUCCUGCAACCCGUUAACCUGCUGUUUCAGUUGCAUCUGCAGUUGUAUCUUCAACUGCAUCUUCCAAAUCCUCAUCACACUCGCAAUCAUCCUCGCAAUCAUCACUCUAAUCCUCUGGUUCGUCUUCCGCCCUAACGUCCCCAAAUUUCACGUAGAUGACGUCACGCUUACGCAAUUCAACCUAUCGGAAACAAACGACACGCUCCACUACAACCUCGCCGUUAACAUGACGUUCCGAAACCCUAACCGCCGGUUAGGGAUCUAUUACGAUAAGAUUGAAGCUAACGGUUUAUAUCACGGCGUUAGGUUUUCAACGGCGGAUGUGGUAGGGUUUUAUUUAGGGCAUAAGAAGGAGAAUAAUGUGAGUGCGGUUUUUAAAGGUGAACAGGUUGUGAGUGGUGUGAAAGGGAAGUAUGAGGCUGAGAAUGGUGAUGGUGUUUUCAAAAUUGAUUUGAAAUUGAGGUUGAAGAUUAGGUUUAAAGUGUGGUGGAUGAAAACGCCCAAAUUUAAGCCCAAAUUUGACUGUGAUUUGAAGGUUCCGUUGAGUGUUAAAGGUAGGGUUUCUGAUCAGAAGUUUGAGAGGACAAAGUGUGAUUUUGAUUGGUAGAGAUGAUGAUGAUUUUUUUUUAUUGUUUUUGUUAGUAUUUUUUUUUUAUUUUAAUUAGUUUUGAAUUUUUGAUAUUGGAUAUGAGUAUAUGAUAUUAUCAUGAUGCUAAUGAUUUUAUUGAAUUA
Molecule: messenger RNA, 912 nt
Organism: Helianthus annuus (common sunflower)
Lineage: Eukaryota; Viridiplantae; Streptophyta; Magnoliopsida; Asterales; Asteraceae
Product: NDR1/HIN1-like protein 3
Exons: 1
Coding region: 71-787 (238 amino acids)
Biological process (GO): defense response to other organism
Source: RefSeq, a predicted model, not a curated record